CACUUGCUGCUGCAGCAGCAGCAGCAACAGCAGCUGCUGCGGUGGCAGCAGCAGCAGCAACAGAGCCAGCAGCAGCAACAGCAUCAGCAGCGAAUUCGGCAGGAGAGGUCCCUCACCUCCACUCCCCUCUGGGGCACCUCAAGCCAUGCACAGGCCAGGCCACCUCGCCUCCGCCGCCUUUCCCUCGAGAAGCAGCAGCAGCAGCAGCAGCAGAGCGUCGAAGCGCUCCUUUGCUGCCAUGUGCGACUCCAGGGGCCGGGGGGGAGGCGGGGGGCCCCCGGGGGGCCCCCCUGAGGGCAGCAGCAUUUAUGAAUUAUUAAGCAGAGAUGCAAGUUUGGUUUGCAAGAAGCAGCGGAAGGCAACAGCAAAGUUAGAAAGGACUUUGGACAUGCUGGUGGAUGCUCUCAAGGCCACGAGAAGAAUUUUAGAGGCAGCUCAGGGGGCACCAAAGGGAGUUAGCAGCGGUAGCAGCGGUAGCAGCAGCAGCAGCAGCAGCAACAGCAGCAGCAGCAGCAGCAGUCAUAGCGGCACAGUAACUGCUUCGUCCGCUGUAGAGCAACAACAGGAACAACAAAAGGGACAGCAGCAGGAACAGCAGCUGCAACGGCAGCAACAACAGGAACAGAAACAACGACAGCAGCAGCAGCAACAACGAAACCAGCAACCGGAAGACCAGCAGCAGCAGCAAGAGCAGCAACAACAGCAAGAGCAGCAGCAGGAGCAACGGCCACAGCAACAACAGCAGCAGCAACAACAACAACAGCAACAGGGAAAGGAAUGCCAGCAACAGCAGCAGCCCAAUAGCUCGCCAGCUGCAGCGCUGGAAGGGUCAGAAGCAGCAGCAGCAGCAGCAGCAGCGACAGCAGCAGCAGCAAAGGCGUCUGAGUCAGCUGUGCAGACAGCUAUGACGACUCUGGGGGCGCAAAUAUCUCUUUUGGGUUUGGAGGAAGCAAUUGGCCAAGCCCAAGAAGCUCCCUUUUUGCUGCUGCUGCAGCUGAUAAAGAAAGCAGCAGCAGCAUUUGCAGACGACAUGCCGGCUGCCGCUGCUCACCUGCCUCCAGUGCAGCAACAGCUGACGCCGCUGCUCGCGCAGACGGCGGAGCCGCAGCCAGCGCAGCAGCAGCAGCAGCAGCGGCAGCAGCAGCAACAGCAGCAGCUGCUGCAGCAGAGGCGCCAGCAGCUCGCCCAGCUGCUGCAGCAGCAGCACAGUCACCCCGACCCCCGCCUACCGCAGCAGGUGCUUGCGGCUCUAAGGCAGGAGCUGCAGCAGCUGCUGCAGCUGGAGCAGCUUCAGUGGCAGCAGCAGCACGGCGAGGAGGAAGGUUCCCCAGCAGCAGCAGCAGCAACAGCAGCAACAGCAGCAGCAGCAAAGGACAAUGCGGUCCGGGGCCCGCAGCUAAUCAUUGCCAAGCUUCUUGCGCUCCAUUUCCUUCAUCAGGGCCACUUCGCUCUCUACGAUCUUUUAUGUGAGGAGCUCGCCAUGCAGCUGCCUGCUGCCAAAGCGCAGCAGCAGCGGCAGCAGCAGCAGAAGCAGGAGGCGGAGCAGCAGCAGAAGCAGCAGCAGCAGCAGCAGAUCCGCGAGGAGCCUGAUCGCGACGAUUGUGAACCCCCGCCGAAGAAGAAAUUGCAGCAUCUAGAUCGGGUGGUGCAGCACCUUGGGGAUGUACAGCAGCAGCACCACCACCACCAGCAGGAGCAACAGCAGCAGCAGCAGCAGGAGCAACAGCAGCACCAGCUAAAGCAAGAGCGGCAGCAGCAGCAAAAGCAACAACAGAUACAGUGUCCACCACAGGAGGCGGGAGCGGGGCUCUCUAAUUCCCUCAAGGGGCCAAGCCCUCAAGAGGCUGUCAGCAGCAGCAGCAGCAGCAGCAGCAGCGUAGAGACUCGUUGCUCGAACGGAUACUGUUUCUGUCUCCACUGUGGAGAGCGGUGUGGCACAGGCAGCAGCAGCAGCAGCAACAGCAGCAGCAGCAGCAGCAGGCCCCACCCACCACAGCUGCUGCCCUGCGCAGUAGUUGCUGCCUACAAAAGGAUGCAUUACGUGGGUGCUGAACUCGCUGCGAGAGGCUCGGCUAGAGCAGCUGCUGCGGUGGGGUGCCCUGCCACCGACAGAAGCAGAGGCGCUGCAGCAGGAGCAGCAAAAGAAGAAGCAGCAGGAGCAGCUGCUGCUGCAGCUGUCGCCGCCGAGCGCCGAAACGCCCGCCGCAGCCGCAGCAGCAGCAGCGGCAGAGACAAGCGGCUGCUGCUGCUUCCGCAGCAGCUGCUGGAAGCAGCAGGGAGUUGA
Eimeria tenella is the source of this 2284-nucleotide messenger RNA. RefSeq lists its product as uncharacterized. The record is from RefSeq and is a predicted model, not a curated record. The annotation marks the transcript as partial. The transcript is spliced from 5 exons. Lineage: Eukaryota; Apicomplexa; Conoidasida; Eucoccidiorida; Eimeriidae.